UUCUGCGAGGCGCGAGCCUGCUGUCCGGCCCAGCUCAUUCUCAUGGAGCGCUUCACGCCUCUCAGUGGAACAUGAACAUUCACAUCACACACACUUCACACACGCGCGCAUCCCACAAGCACACACACACACACACACACACACACACUUUACUCACACACUUCACUCACAGUAGCUCUGCUCUGAACAACUUUUCUGCCUGCGUUUGGGAUUUUUAUAUACACACUGUCACAGUGCCUGAGCCCAGAUCAACAUGAGUAACAUCUACGAGUCAGCAGCCACCACUUUGGGCCUCUUCAACAGCCCAUGCCUGACCAAAGUGGAGCUGCGUGUGGCCUGUAAAGGGAUCGCGGACCGAGACGCUCUGUCCAAACCCGACCCCUGUGUGGUGCUGAAGAUGCAGUCGCAUGGACAGUGGUUUGAGGUGGAUCGGACCGAGGUGAUCCGCAGCAGUAUCUGCCCCGUGUUCUCCAAAGUCUUUACGGUAGACUACUAUUUUGAGGAGGUGCAGCGUCUGCGCUUUGAGCUCCAUUACAUCAGCAGCAACCAUAACGGACUUAAGGAGGCGGAUUUCCUGGGAGCCAUGGAGUGUACACUUGGGCAGAUUGUGUCUCAGAGAAAACUCUCCAAAGCGUUACUGAAGCAGGGCAACACAGCGGGCAAGUCUUCUAUAACGGUGACAGCAGAGGAGUUAUCUGGGAACGAUGAUUACGUCGAGCUCGCCUUCAGUGCCAAGAAGCUGGACGACAAGGACUUUUUUAGCAAAUCAGAUCCAUUUCUAGAAAUCUUUAGAGUGAACGAUGACGGUACUGGAUCCCUUGUGCACAGAACCGAGACCAUCAUGAAUAAUCUCAGUCCGGUGUGGAAAUCGUUCAAAGUUUCUCUGAACACUCUCUGCAGUGGUGAUCACGAGCGAGAGCUGAAGUGUACUGUUUGGGACUGGGAUUCGAAUGGAAAGCAUGACUUUAUUGGAGAAUUCCAGACUACCUUUAAAGAGUUGAAGACCGCUAUGGAUGGAAAACUGAUUCAGUGGGAAUGCAUCAAUCCCAAGUACCAGGUGAAAAAGAAGAAUUACCGAAACUCGGGCAUGGUGAUCCUGACUCAGUGUAAGAUAAUAAAAAUGCACUCGUUUCUGGAUUAUAUCAUGGGAGGAUGUCAGAUCCAGUUCACAGUGGCGAUUGAUUUCACUGCCUCAAAUGGUGACCCACGGAACAGCUGUUCCCUCCACUACAUCCACCCCUACCAGCCCAAUGAGUACCUCAAGGCCCUGGUGGCAGUCGGUGAGAUCUGCCAGGACUACGACAGCGAUAAAAUGUUUCCGGCGUUCGGCUUCGGAGCGCAGAUCCCACCUGACUUCAAAGUCUCCCAUGAUUUUGCUGUGAACUUUGAUGAGGACAACCCUGAGUGUGCUGGUAUUCAAGGUGUUGUGGAAGCUUAUCAAAACUGCCUGCCUAAGAUCCAGCUGUAUGGCCCCACUAACAUCGCGCCGAUCAUCCAGAAAGUUGCCAACUCUGCUUCCGAGGAGAUGCACACCAAGGAGGCCAUGGAGUAUUUCAUUCUGCUGAUCCUGACCGACGGGGUUAUAACCGACAUGGCAGACACGCGCGAGGCCAUAGUCCACGCCUCCCACCUCCCCAUGUCCGUGAUCAUAGUGGGGAUUGGCAGCGCGGACUUCAGCGACAUGCAGAUGCUGGACGGCGAUGACGGCAUCCUGCGCUCACCCAAAGGAGAACCCGUCCUCCGUGACAUCGUCCAGUUCGUGCCCUUCCGGAACUUCAAACACGCUUCUCCUGCGGCGCUGGCGAAGAGCGUGCUGGCCGAGGUGCCCAAUCAGGUGGUGGAUUAUUACAACAGCAAAGGCAUCAAACCCAAAUGUAUGUCCGACUUCGAGUCUUCCAGAGCGUUCAGUCCCUGAAGCACAUCGACCUCACCGGGAGACGAGGAACACACACACACACACACACACACACACACACACACACACACACACACACAUACACACAUAUACUCACUUACCACUCAGUAUCAUCAAUAUUAUUAUUAUUAUUAUUAUUAUUAUUAUUGUUAUUAUUGUUAUUAUUGUUAUCCAAUUCUCCCUUUUCUUCAUUCUUCUUCUGCAUCUUCUGGUGAAGAUGUUGGGUAGAAAAUGGUGAAAUUUGGUUCACUGAUGGUGGAGGGUCUUAGAAACAUUCCCUCCAAAUCCUGCUUGUGUCCAACCAAUGCUUAAGCGCCACCAACAGGUCAAUUUGCACCUAAUAUGGAAAAAUAGUUGUAUAUUUUUAUAGCUUGUGUUUGACAUUUAAAAGCCAGACUGGAAGUGUUGCUGGAAUCUCUGGAUAAACCUGAUUGGAUGGAUGUUGCAUAUUUUCUGCACUGAACUCACACGCACACGUCAUCUUCUGUCCAACCUGGACUAGAUUCAUCAGAUAAAUUUUACAAAUCUGACAGUGAAUCCUGCAAACAGGAAGUAAGGCUUUAUUUCAGAAACAACUUUUGCACACUGAUGCAUAACUUGGUGGACGUCUUCAGGACCACGAUAGGACGACGUUUUAGUGCUUUUUUAUUUUAGGUAAAAAAAAAUUGACGACUACGAGAUUAACUAACAAGAAUGAAGUCGCUGAAUUUCUGCUAAAUCCUAACCUAAACAAGCAUUUAACCAAAUUCCACCCAGUGGAACAGCGAAGCGUUUCUCGCAAUUUUGUGAUUUUUCUCAGAAUAACACUAUUCUCACACUGCUACGAAUUUAUUCGCAUAAUAUUUUUACUUUAUUCUCGUAAUUUUGGCUUUAUUUUUAUUAUUUUAUUUAUUUACUUUAAUCUCGUAAUAUAUAAGAUUAUUAUUAUUCAUUUUUUUUUACAAUUUUUAACGUAGCACUAAAACACAGUCAUACCAUGACCUGAAGCUACACAAGUUUUUUUGCCAGCGCCACCUUCUGGUCAACAGUAAUAAUAAAGCGCAAAAAAGUUUUUACAUCAUUUUGCCUUGUUUUGAUCUAGAUUUUUGCAGUCAGAGUAUUCCACCACUGUCCAUGAUCUGGACAUACACAUCAUGAGUCAAGCCAUUUCAUCUCCUGUAAUUGAUUUGAGUGACACCGUGUAGAACUCCUUUGCUGUAGAGGCUACAGUGCAAUUCUCGGUCAGGAUUAACAUUCCACGUGACAAAAACCAUCAGGAACUGAAAGGCUACACAGUCCGAGAGAACCUGAGAUUUCCUGCCACACCCUGAGGUUCUGUUUAGGACUUCGGUUGUGUUAUUACCGUUGUGUUAUUACCUAAAAAGAAUAGGUGUACAGUAUGUAGAGGUUAUUACAAGCACUCCUAAUCAGUAGUCCAAUACAGCUUUGAAAAUCGAUCCUUACUCUAGAUAACUUCUGUUCUUUUCUACAUGAUUGUUGACAUUUUGUUCGUGCAAUUUCUAAACAAUUUGUAACGAGAACGUUUCCGCGGAAGUUUGGAGAAAGUAGCUGAGAACGCAGUAGAUCACUUUUCCACUCUAACCUUCUUUUGUAUGUAUAUAUAUGUGUGUGUGUGUGUGUGUGUGUGUGUGUGUGUGUGUGUGUGUGUGUGUGUGGCUGUGUGUGUGCUCCUGUGUAUACUUACUACAGAUACUACAUUGUAUAU
Molecule: messenger RNA, 3620 nt
Organism: Silurus meridionalis
Lineage: Eukaryota; Metazoa; Chordata; Actinopteri; Siluriformes; Siluridae
Gene: cpne4b
Product: copine IVb
Exons: 17
Coding region: 254-1915 (553 amino acids)
Biological process (GO): cellular response to calcium ion
Cellular component (GO): plasma membrane
Molecular function (GO): calcium-dependent phospholipid binding
Source: RefSeq, a predicted model, not a curated record